CCUUCACUAUUACAAACACUCUAUAUAUACAUAUCCCACCUUAGCAUCCUCAUCAUAUACAACUUCACUUCAAUUCAUAUAUCACAAAACCAAAAGCCAUGGCAAAGUCGUCGUCUAGGGAAAAUGGCCAAAAGAAGAAUGCGACGAGGCUGAAGAUAAUGGUGGAAAAGCUUCAGAAGAUCAGUUUCCUAAUGGGCAGCAAGAGGUCAUCAUCGGCGGCGAAUCGUUUCGAGGAGUCCGAUGAUGUCCCGAAUGACGUUAAAGAAGGGCAUUUCGCGGUAAUGGCGGUGGACGAUGACGACAAGCUCAAGAGAUUCAUCGUACCGCUCAGUUGUUUAACGAACCCUUCUUUCUUAAAGCUGUUGGAACAAGCUGCGGAGGAGUAUGGGUUCCACCAUCAAGGCGCAGUCAUGGUUCCUUGUAGGCCAUGUGAGCUCGAGAAGAUUCUUGCAGACCAAUGGGUAGAAGAGAGCUCUUCUUUUACAACUCAACAACUCUUGUUCUAAAUAUAUAUAAAUUAAAGUAGCUAGCUAUAUAGAUAUAUCUAUCCACCAGUAACC
Messenger RNA from Ipomoea nil (Japanese morning glory), 560 nucleotides. RefSeq names its product auxin-induced protein 6B-like. The record is from RefSeq and is a predicted model, not a curated record. The coding region runs from base 99 to 506 and encodes 135 amino acids. Lineage: Eukaryota; Viridiplantae; Streptophyta; Magnoliopsida; Solanales; Convolvulaceae. The transcript has a single exon. Gene Ontology annotation, biological process: response to auxin.